AUGGUUGUAACUGUGACAGGCAGUGUGGGAGCCCUCUCAGCCCUCUCAGCCCUCUCAGCCCUCUCUGACGCUGCGGGUGCGGGGGAUAUUUUGGAGCUUUCCACAAGCGAGCACACAAUCGGCGGUUUCCGCAGCACUCUCCGACCACUGCGUCAACUUCACCACCAACACCAUUCUCGACUUCCCGCCCUCGACCCCGAAAUUAGCUUUCUCCCUCACGGUCGUCCCCCCACAACCGCAAAUAUGGAUCAAGCAAAGUUGGCGCGUAUGCAAGCGUCGGUGCGCAUUGGCACGCGUGUAGGCGGAAAGGGUACUCCCCGCAGGAAGGUCAAGAAGGUCCACAAGAACUCUGGCACCGACGACAAGAAGCUCCAGACGGCGCUGAAGAAGCUCAAUGUUCAGCCCAUCCAGGCCAUUGAGGAGGUCAACAUGUUCAAGAGCGACGGCAACGUCAUCCACUUCUCGGCACCCAAGGUCCACGCCUCAGUACCAUCAAACACCUUCGCCAUCUAUGGGAACGGCGAGGACAAGGAGCUGACAGAGCUGGUCCCUGGUAUCCUCAACCAGCUCGGCCCAGACUCGCUCGCAUCGCUGCGCAAACUCGCCGAGAGCUACCAGAGCAUGCAGAAGGAGAAGGGCGAAGAGGGCGACAAGAAGGAUGAUGAUGAAGAGGAUGACGACGAGGACAUCCCAGACCUUGUUGCUGGCGACAACUUCGAGUCAAAGACCGAGGUCGAGUAA
Messenger RNA from Plenodomus lingam JN3, 741 nucleotides. NCBI's taxonomy places the organism in Eukaryota, Fungi, Ascomycota, Dothideomycetes, Pleosporales, Leptosphaeriaceae. The record is from RefSeq and is a predicted model, not a curated record.